Messenger RNA from Thalassophryne amazonica, 3221 nucleotides. Its product is annotated as transmembrane protease serine 6. Gene Ontology annotation, biological process: proteolysis. NCBI's taxonomy places the organism in Eukaryota, Metazoa, Chordata, Actinopteri, Batrachoidiformes, Batrachoididae. Bases 1 to 2319 code for a protein of 772 amino acids. The record is from RefSeq and is a predicted model, not a curated record. Gene Ontology annotation, molecular function: serine-type endopeptidase activity; protein binding. The transcript is spliced from 18 exons.
AUGAGGUUUGAUCGUUGGUUUUAUGCCGUGAAGGGAACUGGGACACACGCUGUGGCUCCGCCCACCAGGAAGACUCAGUCAUCCAAGUGCCUCGUAGCCUUUUUCAUUGCCGUCGUCACCAUUGUUGGAGUAGCUAUGCUGACAUGGUACUUUUUGGAGUACAGAGUAUGGGUGUUGGAGCCUCGAGUCCAGCAGCAGUACACGGCCUAUGUGUCCAUUCUCAACAGGAACUUUUCUGCCGACCUGUCCUCUACCAGUAGCUUGAUGUUCCGACAAGAGGCCAAGGCCAUCCAAAGCAUGGUGGAGAAGGUAUUGAACAGCUCGGGUCUUUCUCCAUACUACAACUCCACCACUGUGUUCGCAUUUGGGGAGGGGAGCAUUGUGGCUCAAUUCUGGAUACUGCUGUCCAUCCCUGGCAGCCAUGUUGGGAGGGUCACGGUGGAGAAUAUCACAAGAUGCCUGGAGGAGGGCCUGAGGAGGUACAGUGGGGUGGAGGAGGAGACUGCCAGUGUCGAAGGAUACUUACUGCACCUCCCCUCACUGUCUGUCACUGACUGCUACAAUUAUCAGAAGGUGGUGUCCAGCAGCCCUGUGUCUCUCCGUGGCCCCAACACGCUACACUCCUUUUGCCUGUGGCACCUCCAAGCCCCCUCUGGCUUUCAGGUGGAGCUCCAAGUAAAGUGGCUGCUGGUGGCAUGCUGGGAUAGGCUGAUGGUGUAUGACGGUGUCACACCCUCCGACUCACACCUCAUCACCACUGUGUAUGGUUGUAGUCAACAUGCGGUUCACGUCCUGUCUUCAGGCGAGUGGAUGACAGUGGUUUGGAAACAGGGAUUUUACAGCUACAGGGACCCAUUCUCUUUGUCCGCACAGGCGUGGGACCAUCAGGAAUGUAAUUCAAGUAUUGAUCUUGUAGAUAUGUCAGGGGUCCAGGGAACCUUGAGGACACCCUUCUUCCCCAGCUACUACCCCCCUGACACCAACUGUACCUGGAACUUUACCAUGCCCAGCACCAGAUUGGGCUUAUCUCUAGAGUUUGAGGGCUACCAGCUGAUCAACGCCAGUUACAACCAAGUCUGUAGCCAGGGUCUGUGGAUCAUCCAAAACCGCAGACUUUGUGGUACCAGGGGCCUGCAGCCAUACAGGGAACGCCUCUUCCUGAGCUCCACCACGAUCAGUGUUGUCAUGACCUCAGAGGUAUCGCACACAGGGCCGGGCCUGCAGCUGCACUACAGCGUCUUCAACCUAUCAGACCCAUGUCCGGGUCAGUUUUUGUGCACUGUGAACGGUUUGUGCGUCCCAGCCUGUGAUGGAGUUAAGGACUGUCCCAAUGGACUGGACGAAAGAAACUGUGUGUGCAUGGCACAGUACCAGUGCCCAGAGGACAGUCAGUGCUUGGACUUCUACAAAGUGUGCAACCAACACCCAGACUGUCCUGAAGGCUCAGACGAGAUGAACUGUACCCAUGCUGUGCAGUGCACAGAUGUGACCUACAUGUGCACCGAUGGAACCUGCCUGAAGAAACCAAACCCGGAGUGUGACUUUAUCCUUGAGUGCCCCGAUGCCUCAGACGAGGCACAAUGUGAUUGUGGGUUGAGCCACGUCUCCAACCGUAUAGUGGGCGGGACUGAUGCCUCAGAGGGGGAGUGGCCAUGGCAGGCCAGCCUGCAGGUUCGGGGUGCCCAUAUCUGUGGGGGGACAUUGAUCUCCAGUCAGUGGGUGGUGACUGCCUCCCACUGUUUCUAUGACAACCGCCUGUACUCCCCCUCGGUGUGGACGGUCUACCUGGGUAAACUCCUGCUGGACCACAGCAGUCCCACAGAGGAGGUGGCACGGGUCCAGCAGAUCCUCCUCCACCAAUACUAUGACAACGAGACCCACGACUACGACCUGGCCCUGCUGAAGCUGGACCGACCUCCUGCCCAUGCCAGUCCUGCCUGCUUGCCCCCGCCCACCCACCAGCUGAAGGCGGGACAACUCUGCUGGGUUACAGGCUGGGGAGCACUUCAUGAAGGGGGCAGCGUCAGUAACGUACUGCAGAAAGUAGAUGUGCUGCUUGUCAGUGAGGAGGAUUGUAUUCGCUCCUACGGCCGUGUGGUCACACCCAGAAUGCUUUGUGCUGGCUACCGCAGUGGAAAGAAAGAUGCAUGUCAGGGUGACUCUGGUGGCCCUUUAGUUUGUCAGGAACUGUCAGGUCGCUGGUUCCUCACUGGGGUGGUCAGCUGGGGUAAAGGCUGUGGGCUUCCAAACUACUACGGCGUCUACACUCGGAUCACUAGACUCACCAGUUGGAUCAAACAGGUCAUCACCAGCCCCUGAGUCAUCAUGAGCCUCCGAGUUUCCUCCUCUAUCAUCGUUAUCGAUUCCUGAAGUGUGCAAACAAAACAGGAACCACAAAGGCAUGAAAAACAUGGGGGCAGCUGAUGUUGAAGUGAAACUUUGUUGCCUUUAUCCAAAGUACUGAAUUUGAAAGCAAGAGACGUUUUAGUUUUAAGUAAUAAAGAUAAAAUCUACUGCAUUUAUGCAGCACCUUUGUGACAUCACAAAGUAAUUUGCCAGCAGACAACAAAGUGCCAUGAAGACAGAAAAUACUACAAAGAACAGAAAUAAAAUACAGUUUUGUGAAUGGAAAAAGCCACCGGGGCUGAAAAUAACAUUUUAAAUACUUUAUUCUGUGUAAACUACACUUAAAAAAAAAAAAAAAAUUGGAGUAAUAUUUACUAGAAAAAAACUAGGAAAGGUUUUUCACUCAGAAAUUCAAAGUAAAUUUUACAAGGAGAAUUCUUAAGUGAAUUUUACUUGCAUAUGUAUGUUUUUUCUAAAAGACAACAUUUACAAGCAAACAUUAAUUCAAUAUUUUGAUUGCAUUUUACUCUCUUUAUUCAUAAAAAGUAAUGGUUUUCAGCUGUUCCCCUUGUUUUCAAUAUUGGAUCAUUAGUUCAUGAAUGUGUUCAUUAUAAAAGAACCAUCGAUGCAUCUUGAUCCAUCUUUUUUUCUAAACAAAAUUUCUUUUGUCUCACUGUAUGACAAAUUUAAGUAUUUUUAAUAAUCCAUAACUGGCAGAGGUGAGGUUAGUGUGCUUAGUUUCAGUGUGGAAACUAAACCCCAUGUAAUGUGGGGGUGCAUCGGGAAGGGCAUCCAGUGUAGAAUUUGUGUCAAAUCAACUUGCAGAUCUAAACUGGAUCUGCUGUGGCAACCUUGAGUGAAAACAAGGGAAAAAU